Molecule: messenger RNA, 1286 nt
Organism: Chironomus riparius
Lineage: Eukaryota; Metazoa; Arthropoda; Insecta; Diptera; Chironomidae
Source: the annotation of a GenBank genome assembly
ACGGAAGAUAGUUAUUGAGUUUUUUGUCUAUCAUUAUUUUUUAAAAUAAUAAAUAACGUGGAAAUUAACACAUCAUGUUUAAAUUUCUACAAAAUUUAGCGCCAAAAGAUGAAAAUCAAUUGGAAAAAAGCGCACCAAAGAAGAAAAUAAGCAAGAAACGCCAAGCAUAUGUACCAGUUUACCUUGAUUUACCAGAAAUGUCUCUCGUUCAACCAAGCGGUGAUAUGUCUUCCAAAAUUCGUGAGGAAUUGCGUGAACCAGAUGCUGAUACCAUUGCAAAGGACAUUGUCAUCAUCCGUGAGUGGCUCGAUAAGCAGCCACAUUUGCCAAAAGACAUGGAUGACCAACGUCUCACCACAUUCUUGCGUGGGUGCAAAUUCAGCUUAGAGAAAGUCAAGCAAAAGCUUGAUAUGUACUACACCAUGCGUAACGCAAUUCCCGAAUUCUUUACCAACCGUGAUAUUAAUCGUCCAGAAUUAGGCGAAAUUAUGGAUAUUGCUGAUAUGCCACCAUUACCAGGUCUUACACCAGGCGGUUGCCGUGUUGUUUGUCUCAGGGCUGUAGAUCGUGAUAAUAUGCCAAAUAAUGUCGCUGAUGGUAUGAAAUUAGCUUUGAUGAUCGGUGACAUUCGAUUGUAUGAAGAGAAAACUGGCGUUGCCGGUGAUGUUUACGUACUUGAUGCUAGUGUUGCAACUCCAACACAUUUUGCUAAAUUCACACCAACUCUCGUUAAGAAAUUCUUAGUUUGUGUUCAGGAAGCCUAUCCAGUUAGAUUAAAGGAAGUUCAUGUCAUUAAUGUUUCACCACUUGUCGACACUAUCGUCAACUUUGUCAAGCCUUUCCUCAAAGAAAAGAUUCGUGAACGUAUCCACAUUCACAGUAACUUAGAAGAUCUUUAUAAAUUCGUUCCAAAAGAAAUGCUCCCAUCUGAAUAUGGCGGUAAUGCUGGAAGCAUUAAGGAUCUCAAUGAACAAUGGAGAAACAAAAUUAAGGACUAUACCCAAUGGUUCAAGGACCAAGAAGCAUCAAAGGCUAAUGAAAGUCUCCGUCCAGGCGGUGCUCGUGGGGAAACAGAUCUCUUUGGUGUUGAUGGCUCAUUCCGUCAACUUUCGAUCGAUUAAACGAAUUUCAAAUUAGUGCAUUAACACGUCCUUCGGAACGAAUUGCACAGACUUAAAAAUGAACAAUUUUUUGUGUUACGUGAAACCUUCUCCGAUUUGCAUUCAGUUUGCUUUGUGUUGAGUUUUUCCUUUUUUUAUUAUUAUUAUUUUAUUAUUUUUUUGGAA